This is a messenger RNA of Drosophila navojoa, 2126 nucleotides long. It is a transcript of the gene Tat, whose product is annotated as Tyrosine aminotransferase. Gene Ontology annotation, molecular function: L-tyrosine:2-oxoglutarate transaminase activity; pyridoxal phosphate binding. Lineage: Eukaryota; Metazoa; Arthropoda; Insecta; Diptera; Drosophilidae. The record is from RefSeq and is a predicted model, not a curated record. Gene Ontology annotation, biological process: L-phenylalanine catabolic process; L-tyrosine catabolic process; biosynthetic process.
CAGCCGAGUAAAUCAGUUUUGAUUUAGACCAGAAUUCGCAUCGACCUAAUACGAUACGCCAACGCAACCCAACCACAGCCCCAGAGACCCAUCAUUGAGAUUGCGAUCACCAAUGCUUGUGUGGAAUGAAAAUCAGGAUUCCAAUUUUACAUUCAUUUGAAUACUGAACUGAGCCGCCCCGCCGAGAAGCCACAAGCGCGUGUCCGGCAACUGCCUCGAUUUGGUUUAAAUUCUCGACUCUCCUUUGGGCCCUUGGUUGUUUUUUUUUGUAUUUUUCUUUUGUUUUUUUCUGUGCCAAAAAUCGUUCAUACCCUGCUCUGGUGAUAAUGCUUAGCAGUGCUGUCAGCAAAGAUCACAAGUUUGAAAGCCGCCGCAGCAGCCACGCCAACCCUCCGGCAACAGCUCCCAGCAGCGGAGUCGCAAUCGUUGACGAGACGCUCGCCCAGGAGCUGCACUUGCAGAAGCUAGAAGAUGAUGCUCAGCGUCGCACUCAGUGGCAGAUCAAGGGCUCCUCUCUGUCCCUCAACACGCACAAUCGCAUUCGCAACAUUGUCGAGGCGCUGCAGAUCAAGCCCAAUCCACAGAAGCCCAUGAUACCCCUAUCCAUAGGUGAUCCCACGACGUUCGGCAACCUGAAGGCGGCCGAUGAGACCAUGAAGGCUGUGCUCCGCUCGCUGGAGAGCGGCAAGUUCAAUGGCUACGCCCACACCCAGGGCCAUGAGGCGUCGCGCCAGGCGGUGGCCCAGUACAGUGCACAUCAGCGUCCUGGCGGCACAAUCGAUCCCAGCGAGGUGCUGCUCUGCAGCGGCUGCUCCUCGGCCCUGGAGUACUGCAUACUGGCGCUGGCCGAGCGCGGCCAGAACAUAUUGGUGCCCCGACCGGGCUUCUGCCUCUACCACACCCUGGCCGAGGGCCUGGACAUUGAAGUGCGCUACUAUGAACUGUUGCCGGAGAAGCAGUGGCGUGCCGAUCUCCGGCAGCUGGAGAGUCUGAUCGAUGCCAAUACGGCCGCGCUGCUGAUCAACAAUCCGAGCAAUCCCUGCGGCAGCGUCUACGAUGAGGAGCACCUGCUGGAGCUGAUUGACAUUUGCGAACGCCACUAUCUGCCCAUAAUCGCCGAUGAGAUCUAUGAGCACUUUGUAUUUCCGGGCUCGCGUCACGUGGCGGUUAGCAGUCUCACCCGUGAGGUGCCGGUGCUCUCGUGCGGCGGUCUCACGAAGCGCUUCCUGGUGCCCGGCUGGCGCAUGGGCUGGAUCAUUGUGCACGACCAUCACAAGCGUCUGGGCACCGCACUCAACGGCCUCAAGAACAUGUGCGGCCGCAUUCUCGGCACGAACACGAUCAUCCAGGGUGCACUACCCGACAUACUGACCAAGACGCCGCAGUCCUACUUUGAUAGCGUCAUCGAGGUGCUUCACACCAAUGCCCAGCUGGCGUACAAGAUGCUGAAGGCGGUGCCCGGGCUCAAUCCCGUCAUGCCGAACGGCGCCAUGUACAUGAUGAUUGGCGUCUGCAUUGAGCGCUUUCUGGCCUUCAAGGACGACACGCACUUCGUGCAGGAGCUGGUCAACGAGCAGAGCGUCUUCUGUCUGCCCGGCAGCUGUUUCUCCUAUCCGGGCUACAUACGCAUCGUCCUGACAGUCCCAGCCGCGAUGCUCGAGGAGGCUUGCGUUCGCAUCGCCGAGUUCUGCGACACGCACUACAAGAAGGAUAACCGUACGCUGAUCGAAGACGGUCUGCUCGAGGAUGGGCAUAUACACUACUGAUUGGAUUGAAUUGGAAAUCGGUUUAUUGGUUUGGUACUGUUACUAUACACACUCACACUCGCACACACACACACACACACACACACGCACACACGCACACGCAGGCACUCACACAGACACUUUAUUAGAUGCUCUCUAGGCUACAAUUGCUAGCUUGUUAUACAUUAGUGUUACAAUAAUUACCUAAACGUAUAAUAUAAGAAGUAUUGUCUUUAAAAACAUUCAUUCCUCCAUUAAUAUAUGUAUGCUUGUUUAUAAGGAAGUAUGUAUAUACGUAAGUCCGAUGGUAACUUGUAAGAGAAUCGACGUACAUCAUGAUGUGAAUGUGUGAACAUGUUUGGUUUCCUUUCUUUUUUUUUU